Oncorhynchus tshawytscha (Chinook salmon) is the source of this 4645-nucleotide messenger RNA. RefSeq names its product protein numb homolog. The coding region runs from base 175 to 2232 and encodes 685 amino acids. Lineage: Eukaryota; Metazoa; Chordata; Actinopteri; Salmoniformes; Salmonidae. The transcript is spliced from 11 exons. The record is from RefSeq and is a predicted model, not a curated record. Gene Ontology annotation, molecular function: cadherin binding.
UAGCAACAGCAGGAGGAACAGCAGUAGCAGGAGGAACAGGAGUAACAGCAGCAGGAGGAGGAGGAGGAUAGAGUUCAUUUCCAACACUUCUCUGGGAAUUUAAAUCGUCCCAAGUUCGAGAGAUUUGAAAUUGACUGACUUUUGGAUCGGGGCCCUGAUCACAGGAGGUCCAGGAUGAAUAAGCUACGGCAGAGUUUCAGACGGAAGAAAGACGUGUACGUUCCUGAGUCCAGCCGACCGCACCAGUGGCAGACGGACGAGGGGUCGGUCCGCAGGGGAAAGUGUAGCUUCGCAGUCAAGUACCUGGGUCAUGUAGAGGUGGAGGAGUCCAGAGGAAUGCACAUCUGUGAGGAUGCAGUGAAGCAGCUCAAGACGGACAGGAAAUUCUUCAAGGGCUUCUUUACUAAAGCAGGGAAGAAGGCAGUGAGAGCGGUGCUAUGGGUCUCAGCAGACGGUCUCCGUGUAGUAGAUGACAAAACUAAGGACCUGAUCCUAGACCAGACAAUAGAGAAAGUAUCGUUCUGCGCUCCGGACAGGAACUUUGAGAGAGCGUUCUCCUACAUCUGUAGAGAUGGAACGACGAGACGCUGGAUCUGCCACUGCUUCAUGGCUAUCAAGGACUCGGGAGAGCGUCUGAGCCACGCAGUGGGCUGUGCCUUCGCUGCCUGUCUGGAGAGGAAACAGAAGAGAGAGAAGGAGUGUGGUGUCACAGCAACCUUUGACGCCAACAGAACCACCUUCACCAGGGAGGGCUCGUUCCGAGUUACCACGGCGACGGAAGCCGCGGAGCGAGAAGAGGUCAUGAGGCAGUUGCAGGACAAGAAAGCGGAGAGUGAUGUCAAGUCCGCAAUGCCUCUCUCCUCGGGUCCCAGUGUGGGUGUGGUGAACCAGGCUGUGGCCCCUCUACCAGGGUCCCCCUCCUCCUCCCCUCCCCUGGGCAUGGAGAGCACCCUGGGCCUCCAGGUUAUCCCCCGCAGACACGCUCCAGUGGAGGCCCUGGCCAGACAGGGUUCCUUCAGAGGGUUCCCUGCCCUCAACAACAACUCCUCUCCCUUUAAACGGCAGCUGUCCCUCAGGAUGAACGAUCUGCCCUCUACCAUGCAGAGGAAGUCUGACUUCCCCUUGAAGAACACAGUCCCGGAGAUGGAGGGAGAGGGGGACAGCAUCAGCUCGUUGUGUACCCAGAUCGCCUCAGCAUUCAGUGGGCCUCCUGAAGACCCCUUCUCCCAGGCCCCCAUGCCCCGACCAGCUUCCUCCCCACAGUCACCUGUAGUGCCCCCAGGUGCUCAGCCAGGGAACGGUACCGGUCCUGCCUUCCCUCCUGCUGCUGUUGUUGCUGCUAACUCUCCAGCACUGCCCCCUCCACUACCUGCUCGAGACACUAACCCCUGGGCCAAGACCCCGAGCCCCCACUGCCAAGCAGGGCAACAUACCUCAGCUGCCUCUUCCUCCGCACACCCAGGAGCUGAUUGGACAACCCCAGUGAUUGUAGCUCCACCCUCCACCACGGCGUCCCCAUCGCACCCAUCCCACCGCCGCACGCCGUCCGAGGCUGACCGCUGGCUCGAGGAGGUCACCAAGUCUAUCUGCGCUCUGCAGCCCGCGUCCACACCCCCCUUCCAACCGUUCCUCACCCCCAACCCGCCAGCCUUGUCCACCACCCAAACCCAGGCAUUCUCAACCACACUACCCACAGGCCAGCCCUUCUCUGCCCCCAUGCCUGUGCCAUCUGUUGCUCCCGUGGCCUUCAUGUCCUCCCUGCCCCCUCGCCAGCCUGCCUACCCAAUGUCCAACGGGCUGCCCUAUGCCCAGCCCAGUGUGCCCGUGGUGGGCAUCACCUCCUCUCAGAUGGUAGCCUAUUUGUUUGGUUCAACCCCCCAGCCCCAGGCGUACCCCAUCCCCCAGUAUGAUCCUUACAACAACCCCCACCAGCAACCCUCGAUGCCCCUGCCUGUCCCCCUUCAGCCACCCAAUGGGAGUGUAGCCUUCAAUGGGGGCAGAGCUGACAGCUGGGCCCCUCCCCUCCUGCCCCCUCAGUCCUCCCCGGCCCCUCCCCUCCUGCCCCCUCAGUCCUCCCGGGCCCCUCCCCUGCCCUCGCAGCCCCAGCCCGCGGCCGACCCCUUCGAGGCCAAGUGGGCCUCCCUGGAGAAUCGGUCCCGUCAGCACACCACGCCGUCGCCCACUAACCCCUUCUCCUCCGAGCUCCACACAACCUUUGAGAUCCAGCUCUAGAGACUGAGAGACUGGGGAGGAGGAGGACUGGUGGAGGUGGACUAGGGAGGAGAGGAAAGGAGGCUGUUCUGUUGAUUGUGCAGGUUGGGGAGAGAGGAGGAGGUAGCCUCUCUCUCUGUCUCUCCAUCUGCCUGGUCUGGCUUUGUGGGGGGACCUGAGGGAGGAGGAGGGCAAUGGAUGGGUGCAUCUAUAAGUUGGGGUGAAGCUGCUGGCAGCACUGAGAGGUCAUGGAGAGAUGGAAUUAUUCAGGUGCUGCUGCUUACCAGGCAUAUUGUGGGUUUAGUUUCUUUGGGUGGACAUGAUAACCCUGUGGAGUCCUAGAGCCCCAGUUAGCCCCAACAAGCCUCCCAGUCAGCCCCAACAAGCCUCCCAGUCAGCCCCAACAAGCCUCCCAGUCAGCCCCAACCAGUCAGCCUCAACCAGCCCCAACCAGUCAGCCUCAACCAGCCCCAACCAGUCAGCCUCAACCAGCCCCAACCAGUCAGCCUCAACCAGCCCCAACCAGUCAGCCUCAACCAGCCCCAACCAGUCAGCCUCAACCAGCCCCAACCAGUCAGCCUCAACCAAGCCCCAACCAACCAGCUCCGCCUCAGACCCAACUAGCCCUCCCAGCUCUGGAGAGACCAUAAUGACUGUAGUAGGGGUUACGGCUCCUUCCCCUACCCCGCUGCCUCCCUCUCCUGGUCCAGCUCACAGCGCCCCCAGGUGGCUGGAGUAUGAUCUGCUCUCCCGGCCACCUGGCAGGCAGAAAGACUGCAGUACUGAAAGAGAACUGAGCUUCCAGACCAGAGGUUCUCAUAUAAAACUUCAAAAUCAGAAGUGACAGAAUGACAAAAUCUUUAUUUUUUAUGCAUUAAGGUAUAUUUUAAAUAGCUUUGGAAAUCUUAACAGAAGAGUUGUAUGUAAUUUUUUUGCCAGAGGCACAGACGCUACCAGCUAGCUACAAUGAGAAUGAGUCGAUGUGUAACGUGUAUACAAGCAAUUGUAUUAUAGAUAACAUAUAUCUAAUAAGAAUAUAACAGUAUACACAGCUCACGGCAGGAGUCUGAUUUCCAUGACGAUGUGUUUUUGUUUGAAUGGACAGCUGUUUUACUUCUUCUUUUUAAAGAAAUUCUGUCUUCUUGUCGGUUGAGCAUCUCACUGUAAAUAGUCAAUCCUCAUUGCAGCAACAAUUCAAUGUGGAUCCAGUGGGCAGAAGCAGUGAUGGAGCUGAUAGUCGAGGGGUAUCCAAGGGUGUGUUCACUAGGAACCGAACGGAAACUGGGCGGGACCUACCUGAAUUUGUCCAAUAGAAACUCAUUUUCGAUUUGCAAAAUUUUUUUUUUUUUUUUUUUUCGUUUGAAGCAAAUGUUUGGUACGAUGUUCCACGAAUGAAUUACACCCCAGGUUGCCUCUGCUUACUACAGCUCUGCUCUCUCAAGUCUCCUUGCUAUAAUAGCACUGGUCUAGUACUCGGUAGGACUCAAUAGUACUUGUUAGUACUCGAUAGGACUCAUGAGUACUUGUUAGUACUCGAUAGGACUUGUUAGUACUUGAUAGUACUCGAGUACUUGUUAGUACUCGAUAGGACUUGUUAGUACUUGAUAGUACUCAUGAGUACUUAACUACAUUCAACUUUCUGUCUUUUUCAUUGUCAUUGGUUUUUUUUUCUGGUAAUAUUUUUUUAUUUUGUAUUUUAUCACUUUGGACAGUGUCAUCUCCUAAUUUUUCUCUUUAAAUUAUAUUUUUCAAUGAAAAUGAUUGAUCUCCCUUUUUUUUUUGUUGCACAAGCACUGUAGUUAGUAGGUGAUAAUUUGACCACAGUGAUGAAUGAUGGUACCACAGGCUGUGGGUAAUAUAUGGAUGGGUCAGUCAUGGGUCUAGCUAUAGUAAUGGAUAUUUGUGGCUCCUCCCCAGAGGAUUUCAAAAUUCCAGUGACGGUCUAUAAAUCACCCGGUUUCCAGAAAUCCUGGUUGGAAAACUCUUGGAAUUUUUAAAAGGUAAUAAACAGGAAAUCUGGGAAUCGUCCUUCCAGCCUUAUCUGUGACAAAAUGACCGGGGUGUCCUGAACUUCUUUUGUUUUAAAUCGAACUGUAGUUCUGAAUCCAGUGGUUUUGCAGUAGAGCGAGACAUUGAUCUGUUUGUGUGUCACAAAUGGAAACCCUAUUCUAUCUAUACUACAGCCGUACCUCCCAGGGCUCUGGUUUAAAAGCAGUGCACCGUAUAGGGAAUACAAUGUCUCUCUCACUCUCAUCUGACACACUUUUUAUUAUUUUUUAAUUUUUUUUAUCAAGCCUGUGAAUAUGAUCUGUUAUCUGAUCAAGUUUUUAUUUUCCAUUUUUUUGUAAUUAUUUCAUUGUUUUUAUUCCAUUUUUUUUUUUCCAGAACAAUUUAAGCUACAAAAGAUUUAAUAAAUUGAUGGUGGUGGAAACGA